This is a messenger RNA of Ipomoea triloba (trilobed morning glory), 1413 nucleotides long. Its product is annotated as protein SCO1 homolog 1, mitochondrial. The transcript has 7 exons. Gene Ontology annotation, biological process: mitochondrial respiratory chain complex IV assembly. The coding region runs from base 89 to 1105 and encodes 338 amino acids. Lineage: Eukaryota; Viridiplantae; Streptophyta; Magnoliopsida; Solanales; Convolvulaceae. The record is from RefSeq and is a predicted model, not a curated record.
GGACUCAAGUUGGUAGGGUUUAUAGACCUUUAAGGGACUUCUACAGCAGAAAUACUCACAACAAAAGAAAAUCCAUUAACAAUCGCCAAUGACGACUACUGCAAUUUCAAGAAACAGCUCUCAACUUCGCAAUCUUUGUCGCUUCUUUGUUUCUUCUUAUUCUUCUUCAAAUUCCUUCAACACAUGGCGUUCCACCAGCAACUCAUCUCGCCUCUUUCACGGCGUUUCUGAUGCUCCCCGCCACGUCCAAACCCUCCUCCCUUUUUCGCAUUUGGAUGUUGGUUUGGGUCAAUCAGAGGCGGGCUUUAGUUGCUAUUCUAGCAGGAUUAGGAUGCUAUGUACUACGGCUCCUUCAUCUAAUCAAUCAAAUAGUGGAUCCUCUGAGGGUAGUUCGGGGAAAAGCGAAAGUUCUGAUGGGUCGCAGAAGACUUCUGAGCAAGGAAAGCCUGUUCGAGGCAGCCCUGUUUCAUGGAUGAGCUUCCUGCUGCUUCUGGGCACUGGAGCGGGAUUGGUUUACUACUAUGACAGGGAAAAGAAGCGGCAUAUUGAAGGAAUCAACAGUGCAUCUAAUGCUGUGAAACAAGGACCAUCUGUUGGAAAAGCAGCUAUUGGUGGCCCAUUUAACCUCAUUGACCAUAAUGGAAAACCUGUUACUGAAAAGGACUUUUUGGGAAAAUGGAUCAUGCUAUAUUUUGGAUUCACUCACUGUCCAGAUAUAUGCCCAGAUGAACUUCAAAAGCUUGCUGAAGCUAUUGAUAAAAUAAAAUCAAAGUCAGGACUUGAGGUAGUUCCAGUUUUUAUCUCAGUUGAUCCAGAGAGAGAUACAGUUGAGCAAGUUCGUGAAUACGUUAAAGAGUUCCAUCCAAAUUUGAUCGGGCUUACUGGUAACCCCGAAGAGAUAAAAAAAGCUGCACGUGCUUAUCGAGUUUACUACAUGAAAACCGAAGAGGAAGGCUCAGACUAUCUUGUUGAUCACUCAAUAGUAAUGUAUCUUAUGGAUCCUAAGAUGGAGUUCGUUAAGUUCUUUGGGAAGAACAAUGAUGUCGACAGCCUUGCUGAUGGUGUAAUUAAGGAGAUAAAGCAGUACAAAAAAGUGAAAACAUGAUGUGGAGCAUUUCGCAUUCCUUGCUUGAAGCAUUUGAUAUUCAACUUGAACAGUGAGCAUUGAGCCUCGGUUUUGGCAGAACAUUUUAGUUGAGUGUCGAUUUUGACAGAGCAUAAUAGUUAUUCUUAUGAGAUUAUUACUGGCAGAGAAAAUUGCACUAUGAUGAAUAAAGAUGCCAUUGCUGUGCUAUCUUUCUAAAUCCUUAAAAAGGAUAUUUGCAGCAUAAUCUAACUGUAUAAAAUUGUGACUUUUAGUAGAACAAUUGUUAUACCAUGGAUUGGUACAAAAAUUAUGUGUUGCAGUUAAAA